AUGAUUCUGGGGAAUGCCGAGCGCAGCGGCGACGGGAAGAGUCCCAGUCGGUUCACACACGACGUUGCUGUGAUGUUGUCCGCACGGGGUCUCGUCACUCCAACAAGGAGUCCAAGACCACGUCGUGUCACGAGACUCCACCGCGUCGCCGUCGAUGCGGACCGGAUCCUGAUGCCAUCACGUGGCGGCGAGUUGUUUAUAGUUAGGGCCACCGCGCUGCGCCCCCAUGGCAGUGUGCCAGCGCUUGCCUCUUGCCGCGAGAACAUCCCGAUGAGGGCUGACAAACAGUAUGGGUGGGAAAGGUAG
Molecule: messenger RNA, 306 nt
Organism: Angiostrongylus costaricensis
Lineage: Eukaryota; Metazoa; Nematoda; Chromadorea; Rhabditida; Metastrongylidae
Source: the annotation of a GenBank genome assembly